AUGGAUACCAGUGAGAAAGAUAUACAUGUAGAGUAUAUGCCUGGUUUUGAUGUUGAUGUUGAGCAAGAUUAUCAAGAAGCUGCUACAAAAAUCUCUAAAAAGUCCCUGAAAAGAUAUACUAAUUUAGCACAGAAACGAUUCAUUGGUCCGACUGUCUCUCGUGUGCUAACAUCUUCAGAAUCUCAUAUGCAAAAGGGACAAGUAAUUGAUACAAGAGGGAGAUCAAUUGUAGCUAAGAGAAAGUUAUUUGCAGUUGACAAUGAUGAUGACCACGGGGAGCGUGACAUGAGAUUUCAUGAUAUCAAUGAAGAGCAAGAUAAUGUUGAAUUUGAUGAUAUUGAAGAUAUAGAUAUGAAUGAAGCUUAUGAAGAACAAGAUAGUUUUAAAGAUGAUGGAGAUAAAGACAUGGAAGAUUUAGAAAAGGUGAAUGAUUUAGAAAAUCAGAACGAUGAACUGGUUGAAGAAGAAUGUGAAGUUCCAGAAAAUGAAGAAGAACAUGAAGUUUCACAACAAGAAAAUGAAGCAGUUCGGACUGUACGUAAAAGAGUGAGAGGACCAACGCAUAUGCCAAAGGUUUGGGCCCAACAAAAAGAGGGUAGAAUUCCUAUUUUAGUUAAUACACACGGGCAACCUAUUAAUGACAAAAGUAGUCAACUGACCCAUUUCAUGGGAACCCUUUCAAGGAGUGGAAAGCUGGAUAUUGAAUCAUUUGGGCGGAAGGUGAAGAACUGGAGGGCAAGAGUUAAGGACUUACUAGUUUGGGGUUAUGCGGUUAUGUAUGGUCUGGGUGUUCGUGCCGCUGAUGUUUGGGGUAUAAUACCAAGUCGUUUGACAUGUCAUAGAGAAAACAUCCAAUUGAAGUCUCAAUGUGAAGAACUUACUAGUAUUGUGGUCCAGUUACGAGCCCAAGUAUCAGAGAUGGAAGGGUCGAGGGGUGGUUCUAGUGUUCAACCUCUUGCAUCACAACAUUUCCCCAAUGUAACCAAUGAACAUCAACGUUUACGGGUCGGAGAUGAAGUUUUCCUCAAAAGCAUUCUAAACUCUACCGAGAUUGUAGCAAGAGGAAGGGUCCAGAGCUUGGACCCAAAUGAUCUAGUUGGUGGUACAGAGAUUGGACCAGAAUGGUGUGAGGUAAACGUUCAAGUACCAAUAAAAAAAGAUGAAAACUUGGUAAGACCAUAUGGUUUAUUUUCUACAAUUCAAGAUUGUAUAGGUGCAUCCAUCGCAUGGCCUUAUCCAUUUAUCUCGGUAUGUAUUUGUUAAAUUUGUGAUACAAAU
Helianthus annuus (common sunflower) is the source of this 1278-nucleotide messenger RNA. RefSeq lists its product as uncharacterized. The record is from RefSeq and is a predicted model, not a curated record. The coding region runs from base 1 to 1263 and encodes 420 amino acids. Lineage: Eukaryota; Viridiplantae; Streptophyta; Magnoliopsida; Asterales; Asteraceae. The transcript is spliced from 6 exons.